AUGCUUCUUAAGCAGAAAGAGAAAGCGAAGACUUUGAAGGAGGAACCAGCCGUAGUAGCGGCGGUGAAGCUGGAGCGGAAUGCAAGGACUGCUUUCAGAGGAAAAAUCAGAACCCGGCCAUUCCAGUCUGGACCUAGACCAACCGGUGGCGAAUGCAAUCGGUGUGGUUCAUACCUCCAUUCGAAUGAUGACGUGCGUUGCCCAGCUAAGAAAGCCCGUUGCAAUAACUGCGGAAAGAUCGGCCACUUCGGUAGGAAAUGCCGAGGCGGUUAUAAACGCUUUGGUCGUCGCGAGACCUGGAAGCAACCGAAGGAAGAAGCCAACGUCGUUACCUCCGAAGAUGACUGGAAUGAAGAGCUACCUCGCCGUCCGGUUCCGGAAGACAUUCAGCAGGUCUCUUCUUCCCCUCGGAACAAUGGAAUCAUAACUGGUCUGGUCAACAAUUUCCCCGUCGAUUUUCUCAUUGACUCUGGGGCAGCGAUUAAUACAAUUACCGAGGAGGUUUGGGCUGAACUACAGAGGAACAAUGUUGAUGUUGUUAAACGAAACGCUCAAGGGGAUCGUCAGUUCUCGUCUUAUGCCAGUGAGAAACCCCUCCGUGUUCUAGCUACUCUUGAGUCCAAAAUUUCCAUCAAUCCCUCGAAACCGAUUACCUAUGCGGAGUUCUUCGUCAUACAAGGGGCCAACCGUUCGUUAUUGAGCAAAACAACAGCUGAAGAGCUGAAUGUGUUGAAAGUCGGCCUAGAUGUCCAUCAGGUAGAGGAAACUGUAAACCCUUUUCCGAAGUUCCCCAAUGUGCAAGUGAAGCUGUCAGUGGAUCCUUCAAUUCCACCCAAAAAGGUUGCAUAUCUCAGGAUUCCAGAACCUAUGAAAGAUAAGGUUGAUGAGAAGAUUCAGGAGAUGCUCCGACAGGACAUUAUUGAACCGGUUCGAGGUCCACCUGAUUGGAUUUCACCAUUAGUGAUCGUUCCCAAAGGAAAAGGAGACGUACGACUCUGCGUGAACAUGAGGUUUCCGAAUCAAGCGAUUCAAAGGGAGCACUAUCCAAUCCCGGUGAUUGAUACCGUUUUGAACGAACUCCGGGGGUCAACGGUUUUCUCACGGCUAGACAUGACCUCCGCCUAUUAUCAUCUGGAACUUCAUCCUGAUUCCCGUAACGUCACAACAUUCAUGUCAAACCGAGGAUUAAUGCGUUUCAAGCGGCUCAUGUUCGGGAUAAACUGCGCUCCCGAAAUAUUUCAACGGGUGAUGACGGAAAUGUUGGCGGGAAUCGAUGGAGUCGUGGUUUAUAUAGAUGACGUCGUAGUUGCCGGAAGAACUCUGGAUGAACAUGACAUGAGGCUGCAGAAAGUACUAUCGGUAUUGGAGAGCAACAAUGCGAAGCUGAAUCUCGAGAAAUGCGUAUUUCGCGUUACAGAGCUGGAAAUUCUGGGGUUCAAAGUAAAUGCCCUCGGAAUCCGCCCAUCUGAGGAGAAGAUUGCUGCAAUUCGGAACUUUCGCCUGCCGGAAACGAAAGAGGAGGUCCGGAGCUUUCUGGGGCUCGUGAAUUUUGUGGGCCACUUCAUUCCAGAUCUAUCAACCCGCACGGAACCGCUUCGUAAAUUCAUUCGUGGAGAAAUCGUAACCUUUGGGGAAAACCAGAAAGCAGCAUUUGACGAUCUUCGCAACGAGCUAACAACAAAAGUGAGGCAAUUAGGUUUUUUCGAUCCCAAGGACACGACAGAGCUUUACGUGGAUGGCUCUCCAGUAGGCUUGGGGGCAGUGCUUAUCCAGCGUGACAAGGCGCAGUGGCCCAGAAUCAUAAGCUUCGCCUCAAAAAGUCUGACGAAUGCUGAACGUUUGUAUCCUCAGACACAGCGUGAAGCAUUAGCCGUAGUGUGGGCUGUGGAAAAGUACUAUCUGUACUUGUUUGGACUCCGCUUCACAGUAUUCACGGACCAUAAAACUCUCGAAUAUAUUUUCGAGGGGAAGUAUCGUGAUGGCAGGCGAGCGUGUUCGCGAGCACAGGGCUGGGCUUUGCGGCUCCAGCCUUAUGACUUUCAGAUCAAGCAUAUCCAGGGAGCAAAUAACAUUUCAGAUGUCCUAUCUCGUCUGUGCACUACUGAAGAUGCGCCAUUUGACGAGUCAUCUCAGCACUUUCUCUGUGCUGUAGGAGAAUCACCGGAUGCCAUUACUCUAGAAGAAAUCCGCACUGAGACGGCACGUGAUCCAACCCUCACCGGAGUUGUCGAAGCCAUGAAAACUCAGAAUUGGCCAUCGGAUCUGUUUCGAUUCCAAGCUUUCAGCAAAGAAUUAGGGUUGAUUGAUGGUAUCGUGGUACGUGAGGACAGAAUCGUCUUACCGUUGAAGUUGCGUCGGCGGGCAUUGGACAUCGCGCACCGAGGACACCCCGGAAUCGUAGCAAUGCGCCGCAAUUUGCGACAAUACGUGUGGUGGCCGUGUAUGGACAAGGAAGUUUGCAGUGCUGUAACAGAAUGUGUUGGAUGUACUGCAGUUAGCGGUCUCAAUCCACCUGAACCAAUGAGUCGUAAAAUGAUGCCGGAGAGGGCUUGGCAAGAGAUAGCCAUUGACUUUCUGUCCGCCAAAGAGUUCGCUACUUUCUUGGUUGUGGUGGAUUAUUACAGCCGGUAUCUUCACGUGAUAGAAAUGAAGAGCACGACUGCGACGAGGACGAUUGAAGCGCUCAUGAGGAUUUUUAAAGACCAAACGUUCCCUGAAUCUAUUCGCUCGGACAAUGGGCCACCAUUCUCAAGCGAAGAAUUCUCUCAGUUCUGUGCCACUCUUAAAACUGAUUGGCGGAAGAGCUUGGAGGACUACGUGUAUAUGUACAAUACCACCCCUCACACGGUCACCGAGAAACCUCCCCUGGAACUGCUAACUGGGCGUCCGGUCAAAGACCUGUUGCCUUCCCUGCGGACAGAUCCCCAUUGGCAACGAGACGAAACCAUACGAGAAAACGACGCGAUGAAGAAAAUGCAGGGUAAGCUUUAUGCCGAUCAUCGCCGACAUGCUAAGGAAUCGGACAUCUCCAUCGGGGAUAUAGUGAUGCUGAAGAGCUACGAGUCCGGAAAGCUUGAAUCGACUUUCAAGAUGGAGAAGUUCACGGUUCUGGAGCGAACCGGUACUGAUACAGUUGUUGUCAACAAAGACGGAGUGAAAUACCGGCGUCCGGUUGCCCACUUGAAAAAGUGGCCAUCUCCAUCGUUACCUUCCACCACCUCUGAUUCUUCCACAGGUUCCCAUAAAACCUCGGAGCAGGACGUCUUGAACCAUGAACCCAAGGAUGUGGAGCUUCCUCAAACUUCGUCGCCUAUGUCUGCACCGAACCUAGCAGAGAGAAAGGAGGAUGAUCGGCAGACAACCCAAAAUUCGGGCAUUUUGAAAGAAGUUGACCGAAGAGCCUUUGGAGCCUGCGAACGUAAUGUACUGCGAACGAUUCUCGGCGUUAAACUGAAGGACGGCAUCUGGUUGCGUCGCAUGAACAUCUAA
Aedes albopictus (Asian tiger mosquito) is the source of this 3489-nucleotide messenger RNA. RefSeq lists its product as uncharacterized. The coding region runs from base 1 to 3489 and encodes 1162 amino acids. The transcript has 4 exons. Gene Ontology annotation, molecular function: nucleic acid binding; aspartic-type endopeptidase activity; zinc ion binding. Gene Ontology annotation, biological process: DNA integration; proteolysis. NCBI's taxonomy places the organism in Eukaryota, Metazoa, Arthropoda, Insecta, Diptera, Culicidae. The record is from RefSeq and is a predicted model, not a curated record.